CCGGGCCCCGCGGCAGCCGGGCGGCGCAGGUGAGGCCGGCCGCGCCAUGGUGGACCCGGUGGGCUUCGCCGAGGCGUGGAAGGCGCAGUUCCCGGACUCGGAGCCGCCGCGCAUGGAGCUGCGCUCGGUGGGCGAUAUCGAGCAGGAGCUGGAGCGCUGCAAGGCCUCCAUCCGGCGCCUGGAGCAGGAGGUGAACCAGGAGCGCUUCCGCAUGAUCUACCUGCAGACACUGCUAGCCAAGGAGAAGAAGAGCUACGAUCGACAGCGCUGGGGCUUCCGGCGCGCGACGCAGCCCCCCGACGGCGCCGCCGAGCCCCGCGCGCCGCGCCCCCAGCCCGCGCCAGCCGACUGCGCCGACCCGCCGCCCGCCGACGAGCCCGAGGCCCGGCUCGACGGGGAGGGCUCCCCGGGCAAGGCCAGACCCGCGGCCACUCGCAGGCCUGGGGCCGCCGCUCCCGCGGACCACGACGACCGCGGGCCCCCCACCAGCGUGGCGGCCCUGCGUUCCAAUUUCGAGAGGAUCCGCAAGGGCCCCGUCCAGCCGGCGGCAACGGACGCUGAGAAGCCCUUCUACGUGAACGUCGAGUUCCACCACGAGCGCGGCCUGGUGAAGGUCAACGACAAAGACGUGUCGGACCGCAUAAGCUCCCUGGGCAGCCAGGCCAUGCAGAUGGAGCGCAAGAAGUCCCAGCAGGGCGCGGGACCCGGCCCUGGGGACCCGCCCAGGCCCUCCUACCGCGGGCGCCUCUCCGAGAGCAGCUGCGGCCUCGACGGCGACUUUGAGGACGCGGAGCUGAACCCGCGCUUCCUGAAGGACAACCUGAUCAACGCCAAUGGCGGCAGCAGGCCCCCCUGGCCGCCCCUGGAGUACCAGCCCUACCAGAGCAUCUAUGUCGGGGGCAUGAUGGUGGAAGGGGAGGGCAAGGGCUCGCUCCAGCGCAGCCAGAGCACCUCGGAGCAGGAGAAGCGCCUUACCUGGCCCCGGAGGUCCUACUCCCCUCGGAGCUUUGAGGACAGCGGAGGCGGCUACACCCCGGACUGCAGCUCCAAUGAGAACCUCACGUCCAGCGAGGAGGACUUCUCCUCGGGCCAGUCCAGCCGCGUGUCCCCGAGCCCCACUACCUACCGCACGUUCCGGGACAAGAGCCGUUCACCCUCGCAGAACUCCCAGCAAUCCUUCGACAGCAGCAGCCCCCCCACGCCCCAGUGUCAGAAGCGGCACCGGCAGGGCCCGGUGGUCGUGUCCGAGGCCACCAUCGUGGGCGUCCGCAAGACGGGGCAGAUUUGGCCCAGCGAUGGGGACAGCUUGUCCAGCAGGCUGCUUCAAGACGGCGCCUUCCAUGGAGACGCAGAUGCACCAUUCGGGACGCCGCCGGGGUACGGCUGUGCCACGGACCGGGCCGAGGAGCAGCGCCGGCACCAGGACGGGCUGCCCUACAUGGAUGACUCACCCUCCUCCUCGCCCCACCUCGGCAGCAAGGGCAGGGGCAGCCGGGAUGCACCGGAGUCCACCAAAGUGAGUGAGCUGGACUUGGAAAAGGGCUCAGAGAUGAGGAAAUGGGUCCUGUCUGGAAUCCUGGCUAGCGAGGAGACUUACCUGAGCCACCUGGAGGCGCUGCUGCUGCCCAUGAAACCUUUGAAGGCUGCUGCCACCACCUCUCAGCCGGUGCUGACGAGCCAGCAGAUCGAGACCAUCUUCUUCAAAGUGCCUGAGCUCUAUGAGAUCCACAAGGAGUUCUACGACGGGCUCCUCCCCCGCCUGCAGCAGUGGAGCCGCCAGCAGCGCGUGGGCGACCUCUUCCAGAAGCUGGCCAGCCAGCUGGGUGUGUACCGGGCCUUUGUGGACAACUACGGAGUUGCCAUGGAAACGGCUGAGAAGUGCUGUCAGGCCAACGCUCAGUUUGCAGAAAUCUCUGAGAACCUGAGAGCCAGAAGCAACAAGGAUGCCAAGGACCAAACGACCAAGAACUCUCUGGAAACCCUGCUCUACAAGCCUGUGGACCGGGUCACGAGGAGCACACUGGUCCUGCAUGACUUGCUGAAACACACUCCCUCUAGCCACCCCGACCACCUGCUGCUGCAAGACGCCCUCCGCAUCUCGCAGAACUUCCUGUCCAGCAUUAACGAGGAGAUCACGCCCCGCCGGCAGUCCAUGACCGUGAAGAAGGGAGAGCACCGGCAGCUGCUGAAGGACAGCUUCAUGGUGGAGCUGGUGGAGGGGGCCCGCAAGCUGCGACACGUCUUCCUCUUCACUGACCUGCUCCUGUGCACCAAGCUCAAGAAGCAGAGCGGAGGCAAAACCCAGCAAUAUGACUGCAAAUGGUACAUCCCGCUCACGGAUCUCAGCUUCCAGACAGUAGACGACUCGGAAGCCACACCCAACAUCCCCCUGGUGCUGGAUGAGGAGCUGGAUGCCAUGAAGAUCAAGAUCUCCCAGAUCAAGAGCGACAUCCAGAGAGAGAAGAGAGCGAACAAGGGCAGCAAGGCCAUCGAGAGGCUGCGGAAGAAGCUCUCGGAGCAGGAGUCGCUGCUCUUGCUCAUGUCCCCCAGCAUGGCCUUCCGCGUGCACAGCCGCAACGGCAAGAGUUACACGUUCCUGAUCUCAUCCGACUAUGAGCGGGCCGAGUGGAGGGAGAACAUCCGGGAGCAGCAGAAGAAGUGUUUCAAGAGUUUCUCUCUCACGUCCGUGGAGCUGCAGAUGCUGACCAACUCGUGCGUCAAGCUUCAGACCGUCCACAGCAUCCCACUGACCAUCAACAAAGAAGGAGGACGGACGCUCACCUCUCUGGUCUCUCGCACAGAUGAUGAAUCUCCCGGGCUCUACGGGUUCCUGAAUGUCAUCGUCCACUCCGCCACUGGCUUUAAGCAGAGUUCUAGUCUGUACUGCACCCUGGAGGUGGAUUCCUUUGGCUACUUUGUAAAUAAAGCCAAGACACGUGUCUACAGGGACACGGCUGAGCCCAACUGGAAUGAGGAGUUUGAGAUCGAGCUGGAAGGCUCACAGACCUUGAGGAUACUGUGCUACGAGAAGUGUUACAACAAAAGCAAGAUCACCAAGGAGGACGGCGAGAGUGCAGACAGGAUCAUGGGGAAGGGCCAGGUGCAGCUGGACCCCCAGGCCCUGCAGGACAGAGACUGGCAGCGGACCAUCAUCGCCAUGAAUGGGAUUGAAGUGAAGCUGUCAGUCAAGUUCACCAGCAGAGAGUUCAGCUUGAAAAGGAUGCCUUCCCGAAAACAGACGGGCGUCUUCGGAGUCAAGAUCGCCGUGGUCACCAAGAGGGAGCGUUCCAAGGUGCCCUACAUCGUGCGCCAGUGCGUGGAGGAGAUCGAACGCCGGGGCAUGGAGGAAGUGGGCAUCUACCGCGUGUCCGGAGUGGCCACCGACAUCCAGGCACUGAAGGCGGCUUUUGACGUCAACAACAAGGAUGUGUCGGUGAUGAUGAGCGAGAUGGACGUGAACGCCAUUGCCGGGACGCUGAAACUCUACUUCCGAGAGCUGCCUGAGCCCCUCUUUACCGACGAGUUCUACCCCAACUUCGCCGAGGGCAUCGCUCUCUCAGACCCCGUGGCAAAGGAGAGCUGCAUGCUUAACCUGCUGCUGUCACUCCCGGAGGCCAACCUCCUGACAUUCCUCUUCCUUCUGGACCACCUGAAAAGGGUGGCAGAAAAGGAGACAGUGAACAAGAUGUCCCUGCACAACCUCGCCACGGUGUUCGGCCCCACGCUGCUCCGGCCCUCGGACAAGGAGAGCAAGCUCCCCCCCAACCCCAGCCAACCCAUCUCCAUGACCGACAGCUGGUCCCUGGAGGUCAUGUCCCAGGUCCAGGUGCUGCUGUACUUCCUGCAACUGGAGGCCAUUCCUGCCCCAGACAGCAAGAGACAGAGCAUCCUCUUCUCCACCGAAGUCUAAAGGCCCAACUCCACCUCCAAAAUGGCGGCAGAACGGCCUGGGAACCUCCUAGGGAAACGGGCUACCCACAGAGCAGGAACCCAACCUUCUAGAGGAGUCAUUAGGCCACCCCCCAGGGCCAGGUUGCUGCCAAGAGACAACUACCCAAGGCAAAAGGCCAAGUGGCCUGGGCAGUUCCAGGCCCACCUUCGGUGGGGCCUGGGAACUCUGGGCUGGCCUCAGACUGUGGUUUUCUACGCCGCCACCAGAGGGCGCCCCAAGCCAGCCCUCGUGUCUCCGGUCACGGGCCUGGGCGGGACCAGGCAAAGGGAGUGGUUUUUACGCAUUUAACUUAUGAGAGUUUAAAGAUUUCUACUGGAUCACCUGUCGAGAUGCACCCUCUCCAGGGAGAAGGGAACAGGAGCAGAUUCCCUUGGUAUCGUGUCUUGAAUAAAUACUGCUGCUGCUUCGUGCCCAGGGGCCAGGCCCUGUCCAGCGUGGGUGGGGGCGUUUCGAUUUCCCAGACUUAGAAAUUCGACUCCUGUUUGUAACAGGUUUGAAAAGCUAAAUCUACACUGUGUAGCGCUUGACCCCUUUCACCUCCUUUCUUCUUUCUUUCUAGAAGGAUUUGUGCAGAAAUGGGUCUUCUUCCUGUUCUAUCCUGUUGCUUUGUUUUUGCUGAUCACGUGCCCCUCGGAAGGCAGCUCCCUGCGGAGCUGCGUAAAGUCCAGGACCGGACACCAGGGGAGGGAGGCCCAGGCUGCGCACUUUAUGGCUGGUUGUCUAGGGAGAGUGAUCCUGUUCACCAUCCCGACUACCCACCGGGCACGCACUCUCCUCAUCAGCUCAGAAAGGCCUUGAUCUCUGGCCUCCUCCGGCCUGUGGCCCAUCCACCCCCAAAUCUCCCUUCCCCUAAUCGUGUCCCGACCCCCCCCCCCCCCCCCCCCCCGCCCA
Messenger RNA from Lagenorhynchus albirostris (white-beaked dolphin), 4843 nucleotides. It is a transcript of the gene BCR, whose product is annotated as BCR activator of RhoGEF and GTPase. Gene Ontology annotation, molecular function: guanyl-nucleotide exchange factor activity; protein serine/threonine kinase activity; GTPase activator activity. The transcript is spliced from 23 exons. Gene Ontology annotation, biological process: protein phosphorylation; positive regulation of GTPase activity; intracellular signal transduction. Gene Ontology annotation, cellular component: membrane. The record is from RefSeq and is a predicted model, not a curated record. Lineage: Eukaryota; Metazoa; Chordata; Mammalia; Artiodactyla; Delphinidae. Bases 47 to 3910 code for a protein of 1287 amino acids.